GAGGCAGCGAGCGGAAUGCAGCGGCCGGAGGCCUGGCCACGUCCGCACCCGGGGGAGGGGGCCGCGGCCGCCCCGGCCGGGGGCCCGGCGCCGCCCGCCCGAGGCCGGGAGCCCGCGGGGCUGCGGUUGCAGGAACCUUCCCUCUACACCAUCAAGGCUGUCUUCAUCCUGGAUAAUGACGGACACCGCCUGCUGGCCAAGUAUUACGAUGACACAUUCCCCUCCAUGAAGGAGCAGAUAGCCUUCGAGAAAAAUGUCUUCAACAAGACCAGCCGGACUGACAGUGAGAUUGCAUUUUUCGGGGGCAUGACCAUCGUCUACAAGAGCAGCAUUGACCUCUUCCUGUAUGUGGUGGGCUCAUCCUACGAGAACGAGCUGAUGCUCAUGUCUGUUCUUACCUGCCUGUUUGAGUCCCUGAACCAUGUGUUAAGGAAGAACGUGGAGAAGCGCUGGUUGCUGGAGAACAUGGACGGAGCCUUUCUGGUGCUGGACGAGAUUGUGGAUGGCGGUGUGAUUCUGGAGAGUGACCCCCAGCAAGUGAUCCAGAAAGUGAAUUUUAGGGCGGAUGACAGCGGCUUAACUGAGCACAGUGUGGCCCAGGUUCUUCAGUCUGCCAAGGAACAGAUUAAAUGGUCGUUACUGAAAUGAAGGCUGUGCAUUCAAGGCUCCCUGCCCCCAGACCAUUCCCCCAAUCCUGGCAAAGGCACAAAGAUCCCAGGGGACACCGGAGACCCCCCCCCCCCACCUCUAUAUCCCCAGGCCUUCCCAGAACUGACUCGAGGUCUCCGGCCAGGGACUCUGAGAGGCAGAGGUUUGGCUUCAACACUGAGUCACCCCUUCUCACUGUCCUGGCCUGCUCUUUGGGCCUUCAGAACCCGCUGAGCUGCCUUAACUCAGACCCUAGGCAUCCCUGGCCCCAGAGCCCAAAUAAACCUGCUUUUGUCUCCUG
Molecule: messenger RNA, 949 nt
Organism: Mesoplodon densirostris (Blainville's beaked whale)
Lineage: Eukaryota; Metazoa; Chordata; Mammalia; Artiodactyla; Ziphiidae
Gene: COPZ2
Product: COPI coat complex subunit zeta 2
Exons: 9
Coding region: 16-648 (210 amino acids)
Biological process (GO): intracellular protein transport; retrograde vesicle-mediated transport, Golgi to endoplasmic reticulum; intra-Golgi vesicle-mediated transport
Cellular component (GO): COPI vesicle coat
Source: RefSeq, a predicted model, not a curated record